This is a messenger RNA of Rhinocladiella mackenziei CBS 650.93, 417 nucleotides long. RefSeq lists its product as uncharacterized. The coding region runs from base 1 to 417 and encodes 138 amino acids. Lineage: Eukaryota; Fungi; Ascomycota; Eurotiomycetes; Chaetothyriales; Herpotrichiellaceae. The record is from RefSeq and is a predicted model, not a curated record. The transcript has a single exon.
AUGAAGAGCAAACCAGUGACACGCCUGACUUACAGAAGCAGUGUCGAUUCGGACUAUGAGCUUCUCCUGGGAGACUGGCUCAUCACAGAUGCACCCCUGAGUAAUGCAUCUGGGAAUUGCGUAACGGACAACAAUAACGUCCCUUAUGGGGAUGGAGGUGAGCUGUGGUCAACCUGUGCCGGAUAUUUUGGAGAAACCAGGUUCACCGUAUCGCAAUAUGCCAAUGGGAGUUAUGCCCUGGCCGGCACCUUUCCGAUCGAAUUUGACAACGCACUUGGGUUCUCGCCGACAGAGGGAAACUCACCGUUUUAUCAAUUCCCGGUCAAAUUCUUCACUUCUUCGGGUACUUGUGAAGUCUCAUUCCAUAUAACCAUCCGGUUGGGAAGGACGAAGGAGGACUUCCAAAUCGAGACGUAA